This is a messenger RNA of Anguilla rostrata (American eel), 4878 nucleotides long. Its product is annotated as receptor-type tyrosine-protein phosphatase U-like. Gene Ontology annotation, molecular function: protein tyrosine phosphatase activity; protein binding. The transcript is spliced from 27 exons. Lineage: Eukaryota; Metazoa; Chordata; Actinopteri; Anguilliformes; Anguillidae. The coding region runs from base 90 to 3809 and encodes 1239 amino acids. The record is from RefSeq and is a predicted model, not a curated record. Gene Ontology annotation, biological process: protein dephosphorylation.
UGCCGCACUUCUCUCGCCUGGGGGAGGUGGAGGUGAACACUGGGCAGAACGCCACCUUCCAGUGCGUCGCCACCGGCCGAGCGUCCGAGAUGGAGGAGUUCCUGCUGGAGAGGCACAGCGGGGCGGUGACUCCGGCCGCCUCAGUGAAGCGGCUCAGUUUCCGCCGCGUGGUGGCGAGCGUUCAGCUAGCGGCGGCGCAGAGCGGCGGGAGGGACCUGUACCGCUGCGUCACCCCGUCAGCCCGCGGGGCCGCCGUCUCCAACUUCGCUGAGCUCAUCGUCAGAGUUCCGCCCUCCCCCAUCGCGCCCCCGCAGCUCCUGAGGGCGGGGCCCACCUACCUGAUCCUCCAGCUCAACACCAACUCCAUCGUGGGGGACGGGCCGGUGAUCCGGCGGGAGAUAGAGUACCGGGCCAGCCGCUCGCCCUGGUCCGAGCUGCACGGCGUCAACGCCCUCACCUACAAGGUGUGGCACCUGGACCCGGACACCGAGUACCACGUCAGCGUCCUGCUCACGCGCCCGGGGGAGGGGGGCACCGGGCCCCCCGGGCCCCCGCUGGUGAGCCGCACCAAGUGCGCCGAGCCGGUGAGGGCGCUUCGCGGUCUGACGGCCACGGAGAUCCAGUCGCGCCAGCUGACCCUGCAGUGGGAGGCGCUGGGCUACAACCUGACGCGCUGCCACGCCUUCACCGUGUCCCUGUGCUACCGCUACUCGACGGCAGGGGGCGGCGGCGGGAACAACGCCACCGUGCGCGAGUGCCUGGGCGUCGAGCACAACGCCUCCCGCUUCACGCUGCUCGACCUCCCGCCCUUCCGCGCCGUCCACGUCCGCCUGACCAUCGCCAACCCCGAGGGCACGAAGGAGGGCCGGGAGGUCACCUUCCAGACGGAGGAGGACGUUCCCGGCGGCAUCGCCACCGAGUCACUGACCUUCACUCCUCUGGAUGACAUGAUUUUUCUGAAGUGGGAGGAGCCACUGGAGCCCAAUGGGGUCAUCACCCAAUAUGAGAUCAGCUACCAGAGCAUCGAGUCGUCGGACCCCACCGUCAACGUUCCGGGGCCCCGUCGCACCGUCGCUAAGCAACGCAACGAGACCUACCACAUGUUCUCCAGCCUGCAGCCGGGCACCACCUACCUGGUCUCCGUGCGUGCCCGCACCUCCAAGGGGUUCGGCCUGACCGCCCUCACCGAGAUCACCACCAACAUCUCCGCUCCCAGCUUUGACUAUGGCGACGCCCCUUCCGUUCUGGGCGAAUCGGAGAGCACCAUCACCGUGCUGCUCCGCCCAGCACAGGGCAGGGGAGCCCCGGUCAGCGCGUACCAGGUGGUGGUGGAGGACGAGGAGGGCUCUCGGAGGGCGCGGCGGGAGCUGGCGCCGCCCCCCGAGUGCUUCCCCGCGCCCGCGUCCCACGGCGAGGCCCGGGCCCGGGGCUCCGCCCACUACUACGCGGCCGAGCUGACGCCCGGCGGCCUGCCCGAGGCCGCGCCCUUCACCGUGGGCGACAACCGCACCUACAACGGGUUCUGGAACGCGCCGCUCGACCCCGCCCGCAGCUACGCCGUCUACCUGCAGGCCCUGAGCAGCUUCAGAGGGGAAACACGCAUCAACUGCAUCCGCAUCGCCAGGAAAGCGGCCUGUCGGGACGGCAAGCGCGCCCUGGAGGUGUCCCAGAACUCCGAGGAGGUGGGGCUGAUCCUGGGGGCCUGCGCGGGAGGCCUGGCCCUCCUCAUCCUCCUGCUGGGGGUCGUCAUCAUCGUCGUGAAGAAGGGGAGAGAUUUCUACUUGUACUCCUACUACCCCCGGAAGCCGGUGAACAUCGGCAGGGCUCCUGCCGCCUAUCGUCAGGAGAAGGGUCACAUGGGUGGGUGUGGCCUCUCGGAGCAGAGCGUUCCGCAGGAGGAGGAGCACGCGCCGUGCUCCUUCAUGGCCGCCCGCGCCGGCCACGCCCACAACGAGCUGCGCAGCUCGGUGGUGAACGAGUCCAGCAGCCUCCUGGGUGGCUCCCCCCUCCGGGCCUGCGGGCGCAAGGGCUCCCCCUACCACACGGGGCAGCUGCACCCGGCCGUGCGCGUGGCCGACCUGCUGCAGCACAUCAACCAGAUGAAGACCGCCGAGGGCUACGGGUUCAAGCAGGAGUACGAGAGCUUCUUUGAGGGCUGGGACAUCGCCAAGAAGAAGGAGAAGCCCAAAGGAAAGCACGGUGGCCUGCUCGGCUGUGACCGCCAUCGCGUGAAGCUGAACUCCCUGCUCAGCAGCCCCGCGUCCGAGUACGUCAACGCCAACUACAUCGACAUUCGGAUAAACAGGGAAGGUUACCAACGCUCCAAUCACUUCAUUGCUACUCAGGGGCCGAGGCCGGACAUGCUGUACGACUUCUGGAGGAUGGUCUGGCAGGAGAACUGCUACAGCAUCGUCAUGAUCACCAAGCUGGCGGAGGUGGGCAGGAUGAAAAGCUGCAAGUACUGGCCGGACGACAGCGAGGUGUACGGCGACAUCAAGAUCAGCCUGCUGAAGACCGAGACGCUGGCGGAGUACAUCGUGCGCUCCUUCAGCCUGGAGGGUCGGGGCUUCGCGGGCAAGCACGAGGUGCGGCAGUUCCACUUCACGGCCUGGCCGGAGCACGGCGUCCCCGCCCACGCCACGGGGCUGCUGGCCUUCCUCCGCCGCGUGAAGAACUCCACGCCCGCCGACGCCGGCCCCGUGGUGGUCCACUGCAGCGCAGGGGCUGGCAGGACAGGCUGCUACAUCGUUCUGGACGUGAUGCUGGACAUGGCGGAGUGCGAGGGCGUGGUCGACAUCUACAACUGCGUCAGGACCCUCUGCUCGCGACGCAUCAACAUGAUCCAGACCGAGGAGCAGUAUGUUUUUAUUCACGACGCCCUGCUGGAGGCCUGUCUGUGUGGGGAGACGUGCGUCCCGCUGUCCGAGUUCGGCCUCAUGUACAAGGAGAUGCUGAUGGUGGAGCCCCAGAGUAACACCUCUCAGCUGCGCGAGGAGUUCCAGACGCUGAAUUCGGUGACCCCCCACCCGGACGUGGAGGAGUGCAGCAUCGCCCUGCUCCCGCGUAACCGGGAGAAGAACCGCAGCAUGGACGCCCUGCCGCCGGACCGCUCGCUGGCCCUCCUGGUGACCGCCGACGGCGAGGGUGGCGGCGGCGGCGGCUACGUCAACGCCGCGCUGGCCGACAGCUUCCUGCGCCCCGCCGCCUUCGUCGUCACGCCGCACCCGCUGCCCGCCACCACCGCCGACUUCUGGCGGCUCGUCUUCGACUACGGCUGCACCUCCGUGGUCAUGCUCAACCAGCUCAACCAAUCGAACUCCGCCUGGCCGUGCAUACAGUACUGGCCAGAGCCAGGACUGCAGCAGCACGGGCCCAUGCAGGUGGAGUUCCUGUCCCGGUCGACCGAUGAUGACAUCAUCACCCGCCUGUUCCGGGUCAAGAACCUCACCCGGCCUCAGGAGGGCCAGCUCUUGGUGCGGCAGUUCCAGUUCCUGCGCUGGUCGGCCUACCGCGACGUUCCCGACUCCAGGAAGGCCUUCCUGAGCCUGCUGGCGCACGUGCAGACCUGGCAGAGGGAGAGCGGGGAGGGACGCAUGGUGGUGCACUGCCUUAACGGUGGGGGCCGCAGCGGGACGUUCUGCGCCUGCGUCAUGGUGCUGGAGAUGCUGAGGCAUCAGAAGAUGGUGGACGUCUUCUACGCCGUAAAGACACUGCGCAACUCCAAGCCCAACAUGGUGGAGACUCUGGAGCAGUACCGGUUCUGCUACGACCUGGCGCUGGAGUACGUGGAGGGCCUUGAGGAGAGAUAGCAGCUGCUCACUCCGACCAACACCUAACCCCCCCCCCCCUCCGGCCCCAAACAGAACGAACUCUGCGUCCAAUCGUCCGGCUUCUCGCUUCUCGGCGUGGUUCCCUUGUCCGGAUCAACGGGAUUUCGCGAUGUCUAAGGCUGCAAAGAAAAAAAACGAAAACAAGGUCACACCGUUAAACUUUAAUGUGCGCCCUUCGCUGUAUUUCUUUUCUGUGUGUGUGUGUGUGUGUGUGUGUCAGUUUUAACGACCUUGGCUUGUUUUUCGUGCUUACUGUUUUUCUUUCACCCCCCCGACCGUGGUGUGGGGUACAAACGGAAUGAGGACUGCCUACUUCCAGGUGCUUCUCUGAGCGUCUGACCAACCGGGCAGCACGUGAGGACUUCUCUGCGGCUCGAGGACCAGGCCCUUUGACUCGAAACGCCUUAGAGACAGAACAUUCUGCCAAGGACGUUGCAGCGUUGUAAAAAAGCGCAGAAGAUCGGGAGGAACGGCCCCGCUGGCCGCAUCGUACCCGCGUCUGAAUCCCGCUUAACGAGUUUCAAAAAAAAAAAAGUGUCUCUAUGCUGGAGCCACGGAUUUGUUCGCUUGGCAUGGAACGUUCCGAAUUUCCCCCCAGGGUUCCGCGGACCAGACUUACGUCCCCUCGGAGAACCCUUGGGGUUCUGCACGCUCGUCAGAACAGAACCCAUCUCUACCCGUUCGUUCCCGAGGGUUCCUCUCUCUCUCUCUCUCUCUCUCUCUCGCUCGCUCUCCGCUCGCUCUCCGCUCGCUUGCUUUAUGUGCAGAAGGCUUUGUUCGCUCGUGUCCGCUGGUGUUCUUGGUGUCCCGCGCGUGCGGUAAAAGAGGGGAACAGUGCUGGAGAAUCGUCGCGGCUCGCCGAGGCAGCUCUGCAGACCAAGCCCGGGAAAGGAGGCAUUGCCAUGGAAACAAGGUCAAAAUAUUCGCAGAAUGACAGGUUUUUUUUUUUAGUUUUUUUUUUUUACAUUUAUAUGUAUUCCUUGUUUUUUUCUGGAUGUUGUGUCGACUCUUCAGAAAAGUUGCAUUAAAAAAAAAGUUGAUAAUGCUG